Messenger RNA from Syngnathus typhle (broad-nosed pipefish), 2423 nucleotides. RefSeq names its product SH3-binding domain protein 5-like, a (gene sh3bp5la). The record is from RefSeq and is a predicted model, not a curated record. Gene Ontology annotation, cellular component: cytoplasm. Lineage: Eukaryota; Metazoa; Chordata; Actinopteri; Syngnathiformes; Syngnathidae. The transcript has 6 exons. Gene Ontology annotation, molecular function: protein kinase inhibitor activity. Gene Ontology annotation, biological process: intracellular signal transduction; negative regulation of protein tyrosine kinase activity. The coding region runs from base 392 to 1639 and encodes 415 amino acids.
UGUAACUACGGAAGCCGUAUUAACUCGAAUUUAACGUGACGAUGUGAGCUGUAACCGCUUGCACGCUCGUUAGGGACAAACUCAAUAAUGAAGCGAUUGAGGAAAAAAGAACGAAGAGUCACGUUGAACCUGUAAUAGCGUAACGUCUUCUUCUUUCGCCACAAAGAAGACGGUGGACAUGUUAGUGACGUUCUAGUCGUGCUUUUGCGCGUCGGUGCGCGAGCUAGCUUAGCUCCGGUUGCUAAGUGACUCGGUGUGAUUUGAUAUGGCAGCUCGGGAGCCAGCUAGCAACUCGUCGCAUUGCUGCAUUUAUUCGCACUUUAUCACAAGAAACCUGAAAGUGUAUCCGGUGGAUGAUUAAAAGUCUGUUGACAUAACCACCUGGCCUGGCAUGGACCCAAGCGACUUGCGGGAGAGCCCCGCCGGUUCCGGGGAAUCCGACGCCGGGGACUGGAGGGAGGUUCGGCCCGGUUCGGACGACGAGGGAAAAGCCGGCCAAAGUGAGCCGUCGGGGGCUACAGAGAUGUCCCCGAAAAACACUUGCCGUCAUGACGUCGGGGGGGAUAAACCGAUUAAAGUGGGCGAACAGCUCCACAGCCCUUACGAUGACGAACUGGACCCCCGAAUUCAGGAAGAAUUAGAGCACCUAAACGAAGCCAGCGCCGAAAUAAACAAGCUGGAGCUGGAAUUAGAUGAUGCCCGGUCGGGUUACCGAAAGAUUCUCACGGACUCUGCUCGGAAGCUCAACGCUCACAGCUCCCAACUGGGCGGCUGCAUCGAGAAAGCCAGGCCCUACUACGAGGCCCGGCGGCUGGCCAAAGAGGCUCAGCAGGAGACCCAGAAGGCGGCGCUGAGCUACGAACGCGCCGUCUCCAUGCACACGGCGGCCAGGGAGAUGGUAUACGUGGCGGAACAGGGCCUCAUGGCGGACGGGAAGAACACCCUGGACCCAACCUGGCAGGAGAUGCUCAACCACGCCACCUCCAAGGUGAACGAGGCUGAGGAGGAGCGUCUUCGCAGCGAGCGCGAGCACAUGCGAGUCACUCACGCGUGUCAAGAGGCUGAGGCACGAGUGCAAUCUCUGCAGAAGUCACUGAGGAGAGCCAUCCUCAAGUCCAAGCCUUACUUUGAGCUCAAGGCACAAUUCAACCACAUACUUGAGGAGCACAAGACCAAAGUGGUGGAGCUGGAGCAGCACGUGUCCAAAGUGAAGAGUCGCUACUCCAUUGCACUGAGGAACCUGGAGCAGAUCAGCGAGCAGAUUCACGCUCAGAGGGGUCGCGACACCCCUGUGCCCGGAGGGCGUAGCACUCCUGUGGGGGCCGAGUCCGACGCCUACAAAGAGGGUGGAGCCUGCGGGGGUGCCGGUCCGCCACCCGGCGCACAGCCGGACGCCGACAAGGAGCGCGAGCGGGCCGGCUCGGACUCCGUGUCCGUCUUCAGCCUGCAGACCAUCGCCUCGGACCUGGAGAAGUACGACUCCAUCGAGCACUUGGGGGACCUCAGCGACGCCGGCAGCGUGACGGGCGAGGAGGACCAGAAUCGGGCGGUGGAGAGGCGAGACAAGCUGAGCCACAUUAGCGCCCGCCAGCGCCAACAGGAGUUCUCAAAGCAGCACCACCGCAGCUUCAGCUUGUAGUCCAUUUUCGAUAAGGAAAACUACAAACAUGGCCACUGGAGUGUAAAUAAGCACACCGGUGUUCACGGAGGCCUGAUGGGAAUCGCUCCCUCGCCACGGCAUGGUACACCGUACGCUCCUUCGAAGGGGGAAAAGCCAGUUAGCAUUUAAGCUAGUUCAAAUGUUAUAGCUCACUCCAGGCGGCUAACAUGGCCGGAAGCCUUGAGGAUUUUACUACCUAGAACACGUGAACUCCUUUGAGGGGGAAAGGGGUGCGAAUCUGUUAGCAUCCCAAGCUAGUGCUCGUCUUCAAGGUAAUCAAUCCAUUCGCGUUGCACGUUGGUUGUCAGAACGGAUGGUUAAGGAUGAAGGGAGUGGCGGGAUGAAUGCAUAGUUGUUAAUGUAACGCAGUGAGACGUGUGUCGUGUAUGCACCCCCCCCCAACCCUCCAUUUUCACCUUUUACUGACAUUGCUUGAUGUUGCACACGUUUAAGGGAAUGUUUUUAUUUAUGAGAUGCGAGCACUGACGGCAGUAAACACGCUACAUGACGAUGCUCGCGUUUUCCUUUUCAGCAAAAAUAACCUAAAUGUCCAAAUUCUAGAGUAACAAUUAUUUAAAAUCUUCAACAUCUGACUGUUUUUUUUAAAUCCUCCCAUUUUUAAAAUGCAAUUCUAACCCAACUAAAACAAGCUAUUUUAUUUCUGCUUUAUUUUUCUUGCGUGUGACACGAUGCUGGGCUAAUGUGAUUUGUACAUGGAGUAAUUAUGUAUAUCAUGAACAUAAAGUUGGUAAAUAUCGAUGGA